AUGUCGUUCAAGCGUCGGAUGCUGGACCAUUACGUUUCGAGCUCUCGGACGGAUCUGGGACGUAGUACUAGCUCGAGUUCAGGGUCGUCAGCGACAUCCAUCUCUUCCUCAUCCGCGACUGCUGCCGGCACCACAUCAGCUAUCUCUUCGGCGGCAAGCUUGACUCCCGCGUCUUCAUCGGACAUCGGCGCCGCCACGGCAUCCAGCGAUUCUGCCAACAAUGGCGUUAAUGGAACACAGGAUCGACAUCAUAACAACGACCUCGCGAUAGGACUCGGAGUCGGGCUCGGUAUUGGUCUGCCGUUACUUGCCGUCCUCCUUGUAUUAUGCUUCUGCUUCCGACGACGUCGCAAGCGAAGUGCAAACAGUAUGCCUCGUGGCCAGCACCCUACCAUUUCCAGGCCAAUGCAGCAGCAAAGUCUCCGUGACUCGGAUCAACAACCCAUCAUCCCUCCAAUCCCAGCUCCGGUAGUAUUUCCGGACCACCAGAGUCAAACGACGCACCGACAUAGCGGUACCACUGUUAACAGCGUGGCGGAAUCCUACCACGGUCCGUUUGAGUUCGAAGGACAAGAUGGACGCGACUUCGACACCAAGAGUGUAGUCAGCGAGUACGAUCAGCGGAGUGGCAGAUGGGGAACACCGACUGGCCGUAGGAGUGCCAGCGGCAGUACACGGACCGCGACACCCAGCAAUCAUGGUCGAAGCAGACUCCGGAGCAUCGACGAGCAGAUGCCUCCGCGAAUGGUGACUCCGCCACAGUGGCCACUGCGGUCAUAG
Molecule: messenger RNA, 780 nt
Organism: Recurvomyces mirabilis
Lineage: Eukaryota; Fungi; Ascomycota; Dothideomycetes; Mycosphaerellales; Teratosphaeriaceae
Exons: 2
Coding region: 1-780 (259 amino acids)
Source: RefSeq, a predicted model, not a curated record